This is a messenger RNA of Racocetra persica, 154 nucleotides long. NCBI's taxonomy places the organism in Eukaryota, Fungi, Glomeromycota, Glomeromycetes, Diversisporales, Gigasporaceae. The record is from the annotation of a GenBank genome assembly.
ACCAAAAAAGAUAAAAAAAAAAACCUUCCAAUACUACAAAAUGGACGAGCAACUAUGGAAAGAUUUUCCAGAUAAAAUAGAUGAAAAACUUAUACAAAUUAAUACCAACACACAACUCACAAUUCAGGACCUAUCUACACUCAAUAAACAAUAG